Suncus etruscus (white-toothed pygmy shrew) is the source of this 1611-nucleotide messenger RNA. RefSeq names its product mucin 21, cell surface associated (gene MUC21). The coding region runs from base 1 to 1611 and encodes 536 amino acids. Lineage: Eukaryota; Metazoa; Chordata; Mammalia; Eulipotyphla; Soricidae. The transcript has 3 exons. The record is from RefSeq and is a predicted model, not a curated record.
AUGGUGGACAUGGAAGAGGCCAUUAUAACAGGCAUGAAAUGGGUCACAGAGAUCACUAUGAACAUCAUGAAAUGGGCCACUAAGAUAGUCACCAUGGAGACCAUGCAGGAUCACAUGAUGGUUGCACUGGUGAUGGGUGGUGUUCUAUACAUGACUGAAGCCCAAACACAAUCAUUCAAUGGAACCAGUACAGCCAGCCCCCCUGAAUCAACCACAUCACCCAGUGGGACCAGCACAGCCAGCCCCUCUGAAUCAACCACAUCAUCCAGUGGGACCAGCACAGCCAACCCCUCUGAAUCAACCAUAUCACCCAGUGGGACCAGCACAAUCAGCCCCUCUGAAUCAACCACAUCAUCCAGUGGGACCAGCACAGCCAACCUUUCUGAAUCAUCCACAUCACCCAGUGGGAUCAGCACAAUCAGCCCCUCUGAAUCAACCACAUCAUCCAGUGGGACCAGCACAAUCAGCCCCUCUGAAUCAACCACAUCAUCCAGUGGGACCAGCACAAUCAGCCCCUCUGAAUCAACCACAUCAUCCAGUGGGACCAGCACAGCCAACCUUUCUGAAUCAUCCACAUCAUCCAGUGGGACCAGCACAGCCAACCUUUCUGAAUCAACCACAUCAUCCAGUGGGACCAGCACAGCCAACCUUUCUGAAUCAACCACAUCAUCCAGUGGGACCAGCACAAUCAGCCCCUCUGAAUCAACCACAUCAUCCAGUGGGACCAGCACAAUCAGCCCCUCUGAAUCAACCACAUCAUCCAGUGGGACCAGCACAGCCAACCUUUCUGAAUCAUCCACAUCAUCCAGUGGGACCAGCACAGCCAACCUUUCUGAAUCAACCACAUCAUCCAGUGGGACCAGCACAGCCAACCUUUCUGAAUCAACCACAUCAUCCAGUGGGACCAGCACAAUCAGCCCCUCUGAAUCAACCACAUCAUCCAGUGGGACCAGCACAAUCAGCCCCUCUGAAUCAACCACAUCAUCCAGUGGGACCAGCACAGCCAACCUUUCUGAAUCAUCCACAUCAUCCAGUGGGACCAGCACAGCCAACCUUUCUGAAUCAACCACAUCAUCCAGUGGGACCAGCACAGCCAACCUUUCUGAAUCAACCACAUCAUCCAGUGGGACCAGCACAAUCAGCCCCUCUGAAUCAACCACAUCAUCCAGUGGGACCAGCACAGCCAACCUUUCUGAAUCAUCCACAUCACCCAGUGGGACCAGCACAGCCAACCCCUCUGAAUCAACCAUAUCACCCAGUGGGACCAGCACAAUCAGCUCCUCUGAAUCAAACACAUCACCCAGUGGGACUAGCACAGCCAACCUUUCUGAACCAUCCACAUCACCCAGUGGGACCAGCGCAACCAGCCCCUCUGGGACCAACAGUGGGACCAACAUAACCAGCUCUACUGGAUCAGUCACACCAUCCAGUGGAGCUAACACAACAGCUACAACUACCAAAGUCACCAGCACAAGUACUUCCUCUCCAGAAAAUGCAGAAAAGCCUAGUGGAGACCUGAGGCCAUGGGAAGUAGUCCUAAUCACUCUGGCCUCUGUUUCAAUGGCUGUGAUACUUUCCACUGUGCUAUUCUACUAUUUUGUGAGUAUCUGA